This is a messenger RNA of Odontomachus brunneus, 7754 nucleotides long. Its product is annotated as macoilin-1. The record is from RefSeq and is a predicted model, not a curated record. Gene Ontology annotation, biological process: neuronal signal transduction. Lineage: Eukaryota; Metazoa; Arthropoda; Insecta; Hymenoptera; Formicidae. The coding region runs from base 468 to 2627 and encodes 719 amino acids. The transcript has 12 exons. Gene Ontology annotation, cellular component: rough endoplasmic reticulum membrane.
ACGUUUUCGCGAACGCGAUAAGAGCGAAAAUACGCGAGAAUACGCGCGUUAGCUUGCAUGACAGAUAUUCCAGCGGGCGAUCAGAGCUAAACGCGAUCGGAACACGAACGACGCGACGCGCGUGCGAGACAAACGCCGCCGAUUUUCGCGACGCAGGCGACUCACGGCAGGCACGCGCGAUUAAUCGGCAGGUGAUUCCUUGUCGCUGAUUAAGCGCCAUGUCCCGCGAUGGACCAAUCAGCUGCUUGGUAAACCGUCGUGAGACCUCGAAUCUGUCCACAGACGAAUGACAACAAAAGAGACUGAUAGAAGUCGCGCGCGCGAGAGAGAGCUCGAGUUUUUUCCACGCGCGAGUCCCUGGCGCGAGAGGAGGUGUAUUCUGUCCUGUGGCGGCUUUUUUCCGUUCCCCGUAGCGCGCCGCGAGUAACGUCGCUUAGCCGGUGCUGGUGAAAGUGGUCGAGAGGAAUAUGAAGAGGAGAAAUGUCGAGUGCGGUAAGCUUCGGAGGCCCUUGAAACGCAACAAGCUCACCGAGGGAAUCUACGGAAGUACUUUGCUUUAUCUGAAGUUUCUUCUACUAUGGGCCAUGGUGAUCUUGGCAGACUUCAUUUUAGAAUUCCGUUUUGAAUUUUUGUGGCCAUUUUGGCUGCUCCUCCGAAGCGUUUACGAUUCCUUUAAAUAUCAAGGCUUGGCCUUCUCUGUGUUUUUUAUUUGUAUUGCACUUACAUCAGACAUGAUUUGCUUUUUCUUCAUCCCUGUGCACUGGUUGUUCUUUGCUGCCAGCACUUAUGUUUGGGUGCAAUAUGUUUGGCACACAGAUAAAGGAGUGUGUCUACCAACUGUGAUGCUGUGGCUACUAUUUCUAUACAUAGAAGCAGCAGUGCGGUUGCGUGACUUACGUCAUAUGCCAUUUCAUCUAGACCUCUGCCGGCCAUUUGCAGCACAUUGCAUUGGCUAUCCUGUAGUUACAUUGGGCUUUGGUUUUAAGAGCUAUGUAGGCUUCAGAAUGAGGCAGAGAAAACGGAAAGAUGUGGCAAAGGAGAAUGAAUUCUACCUGCAGUUACUGCAACAAGCACUGCCUCUAGAGCAACAAGCUAUGUCAAUGCAGCAAAUACAACAAGUACAGGCACACAUUGUUACAUCGAUAGAACAACAUGUCAAAACUCAAACACACAAGUUGAGUCCACAGUACAAUCCAAGCCCUGAGAAAAGCAGAGGUAGGGGCAGUAACAAUUCCGUAGAAACAAACGUACAAAAUGGCGGAGUACACAAUAGUAGUCAAAUCACAUCACAAACACAUAGUGUUGGCAACAAAACUACUCAUAGAAAAUCUUUAGACAAAGGUGAAAAGCAGGAAGAACAGCAUAAUAAACAUAAUGUAUCAAGUAUAUCGCCAUCUGAUAAGAGUGACAAGAAAUUUAUACACAGUAAUUGUAGUACUGUGACACACAGUGACAUACAGCUUAUUGAAAGGGUUGGCUCUGUAAAUGACUUUGACGUAAAUGAAGUAGAAAAAGAUAAGUCUAUUAAGGGUUGUGGACAUACUACGAUAAAGUCACAAUCGAAUGGUUCAGUGACUGGAAAAUGGAACAAUGUGAAAGAGAAUCGCGACUCAUCGUCGACUACUAGUGUACAACGUGAGCGUAAGACUCGGCAAGUUAAGAAUGCGGGUGACACUACAACAGAACAGAAACAGCAAGACGAUUAUUGUCAAAGGUUACUGGUGUGUCGCAGGCUCGAGGCAGACAUAAAACGUUUGAAAUCAGAUUUGCAGUCAAGCCGGCAGCUGGAACAAGAGUUACGAUCGCAAAUCAAUACCUUGCUGAAUGGAGAGAGGCAGGCUAAGGGAGACAUUCAACAACUCCAACAUGAUAACGAUCAGUUACAAAGCAAAUUACACGGUCUGGUAACAGCACGUCAACUGGACAAACAGACAAUGUCUUCGUUAGAGAAGCGAAUUGCGGAGGAAAGAAAGCAACGUACAGCAUGCGAAGCGUCUCUAGUUUCUGAACGGAGGGCACGGCGAGCUGCUGAAGAGGCACGCUCUGCGAUUCCACCCCCACCACCUCCGCUCAUCAGACAAGAAUGCACCGAUGCGUGUAAGAGUCGUAGAUCUCAAAUGGAACAGGACCUCAAAAACCUGCGUCGUGAACUCAAAUCAAAGGAAGAAAGGUGUAACGCAUUGGAAAAAGAUGCAGCACGUUGUAAGGAGAAUCACAGAGAAUCCGAAAUCUUACUUAGUGCGCUUAACGCGCUACAGGACAAAAACGCACACUUGGAGAACAGCUUGAGCGCGGAGACACGUAUAAAACUCGAUCUGUUUUCGGCACUUGGCGAGGUCAAACGGCAAUUAGAGAUUCGAGAAAGCUUAAUCAGAUCUCAAGAGAAAGAAAUUGAGAUGUUGAAAACAAAAAUAGCGCAAGAUUUAGCUGUGAUGCCACAAGACACAUUUGGUCCAGCGCCAACCUGUGCGACGUCCAAGCUUCGUUUAAAUAGUGAAGUGAGAGUAGCAGGAACAAAAAUACGUUCGAACGAAAGUCCCUGUCCAGGGUGUACUGUGUCAAAUUUGGAUCCGAAUGCGACAGCGUACACGCCUAAAGGUUCCCUUGUAGCAUCGACCGAAGCUUAAAAGAACUGCAAUCUCCCAUCGCAUCAGAGCGCGCCCGAUAGUAGGAUAUAUCAACUACAAAAAGAUGUUUCAAGUUUCUCCGUGGAAACAAUUACCCGUUCAGUUGCUUCAAGCGUACGUAAAAGUGCGGAUUUACUAAUCAGUUUGCCGAAUUUCUCCCAUAAAUCUCCAUAUACGUCUCUUCUCUUUGAGACAAUAUUUUUAUUAUAUAUAUGGAGCUCCUCUCUCUGAAUAUGCAGAAAUAACUCACCUGAAGUCUUCCAUGAGAAACUUUGCGAAACAUGUUUUGUAUCAUGUCUUGUCUCUCAGAAAAGAAGAAAGCCGUUGACAUUAUGAUCACACGUGACACACGACAGAUUUACUGGAUUUUGGAAUGUGGAAAAAUCCAACGACAACUUGUAACAUUUAUGCUGUAGGUUGAUUUUACGGAUAUGACAUGAAAUGACGCGCGAUUUUCUAAAGAAUCCGUACACGUCAGGUAUAAUGACGCAAGGUUGAAAUUGACGCUCCGAUGGUAAAUUUAAAAAUGUAAAUGGGGUAUUUUUUAUAUCUUGCAGAGACAUUGCUUUCCCUAUUUCUUCAAGAGUCUAUCUUACAUUUGUCAUAUGCUUACAACGCAUCAAACGGUGUGCGCUCUCUACAAGUAGCACGAGACUUGCACAUUGAAUUAUACGUGUAUAAUUAAAUCCAAGACGAUCCUUCCGUGAGACGAGGGAAACGAUAAGAAGCCUUUUAUUAGCUGAAACACGAUAAGAGGGAAAACUAUAUCCGUAUUACGAUCUUCCUGCAGCAUAUGCCUAAACACGCGAUGACUUGUCGAAGAUGCAUUCUUAUUCAAGUCGUAACUCUGAAGCUAGUCCAUCAUACAAACUCUAUUUAAUAUCAUUGGCGUAUCGAGCCAUUUUGCGUCAUGCAAUUGUCAUGCGGGAAUAGCCAUUGACAUGCAGAGGAAGGUACACGAGCAUUAUCAUUAUCGAACAAAAAAGGAUCGAGAUAAAUGUCAAGACGCCAAAUUUAUUUUACGUGAUCAUAUGUCCGUAUGAUGAUGAUACUCUUAGUCGCGUACUUCUAUAUUUUUAAAUUCCUGUACUUUAGUUUAGUGUGAUCCUUUUUUACGUAUUGGCUUUCAAACGGUACAAAAUAGUUAUUACACUUUUCAUAAAAGUAAACAAAACGAUACGCGGAUUUUAAUGUGAUAAAUUGUCGUAGAGAUUCGAAAUUAGAGAUGAGCGUAAUAAUUUCGUUAUUAUAAAAAAGAAAUCCAAAAUACGCAGGCGUAUAGCGAUUGUUAGAAUGAGAUUAUGUAAUGCCAUAUUUUGCGUUGAAAAUGAGUUUAAAAUGAUAAUUUUAUCACACGAGUACAAAUAUUGGAGCGUGAAGUUAUUUUCAUAUGGUCGCUUUAUUUAAAUAAGUUUCGUUCAAUUCGCUGCUCUUCAGCAAAAUUGAGUUGAUGAAAACUACUUUAUGAUUAGAUGUAAAUGUGUGGAUAAAGACUUUUCUUUUUUGAUUUUUUUCCUUUUUUUGUGACGUCCAUUAAUAUUAAUUUUGGAGUUAAGAGCAGGAGAGUUUUGUUUUUUGUAAUUAUUAUUCUUAAUAUAUGUACAAGUAAAUAAGCACGGAUAUAUUAGUGUUACAUGACUUGACAAAUUAUAGUACCAAGUGGUGCAUAAUGUUUGUGAAAGAUCUGUCGAAUUAUAAAAGUAUAAUAAUUUAUUAUGGCGUGUUUGGGCGCAAUUAAUUUUAAACACUCGCGAAAAUUGUAAAUUAUUACGGCUGUUUAUUACGGCUGUUGAUUACGAUAAUACGUUAUCUCAUUUCAACUAAGAUUUAUGUAUUUUUCUCAUCUAAAUAAUCGAUAAGGGUUGUUACUCGAUUAAUACGAUUGGCCCAUGGAGCGUUUGAAGGAAAGAAUUGUUGAGACAAAAUGUGAUGGCAUUACGCGAAUUGAUGAUCGGCGCUAAUAAAUUCUGCGUUUUAUUCUAUCCGCAAGAAAGCCAGUACUUGCUUCUUUACGCGUGUCCACACGCGAACAUAAUUGUUAACUAUUUACGAAGUCAUUCUUCCAUAAUUGUAUAUACAAAGCACUGUCAUGACAGUUUACUUAUGGACACUAGUAGUGGAUCAUGACCAACUAGUCAAGCGAAGAAGGAUGUUCUACAAGCACAAAUAUUUAUUAGGUAUCUAAUAUUCGUUUUUGCCUUCUAUGAAAAAUGAAAAAAAAAGAAGAUACAGAACUCAAACACUUUCACCUUGCUAAGAUUUAGUACCUGGACUCGUUGGAUAAAAAAUUUCUGAUGAGAAAUCCAUGUUUCCUGGAUGAUCCACGUAAAAAAACGACGUUGUAAAGCCUCUUCUGGUUAAUGCACAAUGUAUAUCAUUAAAUUUUGAACCUCUCAGUCUUUGAGCACAGUGCUUAGUUUCUUUCUUACUUUCCAAAAGAUUGCGCGAAAGUGUCCUAGUUUGCGUUUACGCUAAUUAUGUUAGAGUAACCAUACGUCCAUACACAUUUAUCUUUUCAUAUACAUUAUUUCAUAUGCAUAUUGAAAAAUAAAAAACAUGAUAGCUAUUGGUUUAUAUGAGAAAGAGGAGAAAAGGAAAAUAUUUCGCAUUUAUGAUCUGUGCGUGUUUUCGUUUUCAUGUUGUCGCUAUUUGGACUUAUGAGUGCAAAUUAAAGAACUUCGUUUUUCUUUGGCGAGUAAGUUUGUACUAAGUUCCGAUUUUACGUUUACGUUUAUUUGCGUUUGUUUAUGUGCGGAUAAGCAUAAUGACGAUAUGAUAAUGAUGUGUAAAUAUUCGCUGAAGGGAAACUUUGCUACCGUUAUAACUUGCAUUGGUGUGACUGUUGUAGGGCACUUGCGUGUUUGCAUAGUCAAUUUUUGCUACAUGAAGUUACUUUAAUCUUAUAUCUCAAAUGUAUUCGCGUUGAGAUUUCACCAUGUAACGAGGAUUAGAUGCUAAAACGACGACGAUAUGUGUAUUCUUUUUCGAAAAAUUAUGGUCCAGGCAGACUACUCGAUUCGUUAAAACAUUUAUAUGUAAUAUCACGAAUAAUUGUACCUGACAAGGGUGUGCUGUAGCGUUUUUUUGUUUAUCUUUUUUGUUUUGGCUAAUUUACUUAUUAUGGGUUUAAUUCCACCAAGAAGGCUGGCUUAAUGAGCAAUUAAUUAUUUAACGCGAUGAUAUUGUACACACUGAGUUAUUGUGAUAUAUACAUACACAAGAGUACAUGAGACAUACACACAAUACACACACAAUAUGUACAUGUACACGCAUAUGUCACGUGUAAAUAUGCACAUAUAAACACAUACAUAUUCGCGCUUACAUAUUUAUUUGUGUAUACUCGUACAUCGCGUACGUACGUCAAGGAAACAUAUGCAGUUAUUUACGCGUAUACACACACAUAUAUGUAUCAUUAUUUUAGUUAUACUAUACAAUGAUGUUCUUACCAUAAUAAAUUAAUAAUGAUGAUAAUCGACCGCCGUAGAGGUAAGUUUCCUUUUUCCAGACGCAUUAUUCGACUUUUGAUGAUAAGAGGGGAAAGACACGUAUAACAAGCAUAAGUACUUAAUUUUUUGUUUUUCAUUUUUAUUGCACUCUUUUUGAAUGCGGGAGAGAGAGAGAGAGAGAGAGAGAGAGAGAGAGAAAGAAAGAGCGAGAGAAAAAGGCGUGUACAAAUUCAGAGUAGUUUGUAAUAUCUGCUUCCUGAAUAUAUAUAUGUAUAUGCAUAUAUACGUACAUACAUACAUACAUUACAUACAUGCAUACAUAUAUAAUUUAUAAGUUCUCUGAUAUUAUAGAACUAAUUUAUUAAGUUGGCAGGAAGACGAUAAAAAAAAUUUUAUCGUGUAACUUUAUACUUAAAGUUCAGUGUUGAGUCUGGUCGAUGUUUCAGUUGACGAAAGAUCAUCGUAGAUGCCUUUUUUCUUACAAAAUGUUAGUCGUUAAAACUAAUGUUCUUAUGUGCUUCCACAACGCUCUUACAACUGUGUACUUAUUUUUUUUUAUUUAGCGUUUAAGUUAUCGCCGAAGACAAAUGUAUGUUGUUGGGUGCAACAAUAACACGGCUACUGAUCUCAUCUCAUAUGUAUUGCGACCGUACACGCAAAUGCCCUUAUACGAUUACGAGAAAGGAAAGAAAUGCGAGACGUUGAGGAAACAUUUUUAACGUAUUAUAACUCGCGGAUAAGACGGAUCAAAUAUGUGCGUCACGUCACACUAUAAACCGUUAAACAACGCCUAAUCUCGAAGAGACACGUACUCCUACGUGCUCCAUAUAUCAUGUGCGCAGCGAGGCGGUGUGUAAAGAGAAAGGAAAAGAAAAACACUGAAUCAAGUACGGUGAAAAUUUAUCUUGCGAUUGACCGUAACGCGUGCAUUGUAACGCAACUUGCAGAACGUGAACUAGCAUAUACGCCACUAUUAUCAUACAUGCGUUUAUACCGGUUAGUUCGUAACUCUCAUACUUGGACCCUGUUCGAACGAGACAGCACCUCCAUGGAGUGGUGCUGAAACGACCUUGUAUUUAUAUAUAAUGGUUUUUCUCUUUUGCAUUUUUUUUGUCUAUCUCUCAAGUCAGUCACAUAGAAUAUAUCUGACUUUUGUUUUCGUACUAAAAAAAGAAAAAAAAACUAUACGAUUUAUAAAUUCUCCUCUCAUCCUCUCGAAGGUAUGCAAAAUUUCCUCAAUUAGCGAGUACAAGUGUAAAAAUUAUUACAAUUCCCCUCCUUGCUGCAUAUUCCAAGAGGAACACCGUUUCGAACAUGUAUGAGUUGGAGAGGACAUGCAUCUUCUGAUCUGUAUGGAAUGUCAAAGCGACAUAGCAUAAAUUUCCAAGUAGCAAUGGUGGUUUUACGCGUUGCUAUGAUAAUUUUAUAGGUCCAGAUGCGAAACGGGCUUACAAGUGACAAAUUCUGUGAGGAAACCGAUUUAUACGGCAGUAUCUUGCGCGCAAUAUCUAAUUUUUGCUAUAGUUGAAUCACUCGAGAAUAUUGCAAUUUCCAAAAUAUUAUAAGGAGUUAGGAAAAAUCAUUGAUAUAUUAACAAUGUAAACUAAUUUUCAUUGUGUACUAUGUACCGCUACAUAUACUCCGUAGUAAUAUUUAUUAAAAUAAACAUCGUAAACCGACA